AUGAUUGAAACGAUUGCUACGAAGCCUUUUGAAGGCCAACGCCCUGGUACCUCUGGCUUGCGUAAGAAGGUGACCGUUUUCCAGCAACCGGGCUAUUUGGAGAAUUUUGUCCAAGCCACUAUGGAUGUCGUGGAACCGUCCUCCAAGGGCUCAAAGUUAGUCUUGGGCGGUGAUGGUAGAUAUCUGAAUGACCAUGCCAUUCAAGUCAUUUGCUCGAUCGCUGCCGGAAACGGUGUCGAAAAGCUAGUCAUUGGUGUUGAUGGCUACUUGUCCACUCCUGCCGCUAGUCAUAUUAUCCGCAAAUACAAGUUACAUGGUGGUAUUAUUUUAACUGCUUCUCAUAAUGCCGGUGGUCCCAACAACGACUUUGGUAUCAAAUAUAACCUUAGCAAUGGUGCUCCCGCUCCCGAGGGAGUGACUGAUAAGAUGUACUCGAUCACCAAGACCAUUUCUGAAUACAAGAGAGUUCAAAUCCCCCAAGUUGACUUGAGUACGGUUGGUGAACGCAAGUAUGGUCCCUUGACGGUAGAAAUUAUUGACCCUGUCAAGGACUAUGUGGAGUUUAUGAAGCAAAUUUUUGAUUUUAAUUUAAUUCGCAGCUUUAUUUCCAAGAACCCCGACUUCACAUUUGUUUUCGAUGCUCUUCACGGUGUAACUGGUCCCUAUGGAUUGGCCAUUUUCCACAAAGAACUUGGAUUACCCGAGAACUCUUGUGAUAACUGCCAGCCCUUAAAGGACUUUGGUGGUGGCCAUCCUGAUCCCAACCUGACCUAUGCCAAGUCUUUGGUUGAACGGGUGAAGCGCGAAAAGAUUGUGUUUGGUGCCGCUUCCGAUGGUGAUGGUGAUCGAAACAUGAUUUACGGAUACGAAUCGUUCGUUACCCCUAGUGACAGUGUUGCUUUGAUUGCCCACCACGCGGACUUGAUUCCCUAUUUCCGCGAAGGAGGUAUCCAUGGCUAUGCUCGUUCGAUGCCCACCUCAGGAGCCAUUGAUUUGGUUGGUAAAUACAAGGGCAAGGCUGUUUAUGAAGUGCCUACGGGAUGGAAGUUCUUUUGCAAUUUGUUUGAUGCAAAGCGCUUGUCUGUUUGUGGUGAAGAAUCCUUUGGAACGGGUAGUGACCACAUCCGUGAGAAGGAUGGUAUGUGGGGUAUUUUGAGUUGGUUGAACAUUUUGGCAGCUUUGAAUGCACAAAACCCCAAGAUCAAGACGAUUAAGGAUGUGAUGAAAGAUUUCUACAGCAUUUAUGGACGAACCUUCUUUACACGUUAUGAUUAUGAAGAAUUGGACGGCGAGGGAGCAUCCAAGGUGAUUCAAAAGUUCCGUUCGAUUGUGGAAGCGAAGGAUGCUACAGGCAAGGAAGUUGCCCCAGGAUUUGUGAUUGCAAAGGCAGGAGAUUUCGUGUACCAUGAUGUAGUGGAUGGAAGUGUGAGUGAGCACCAAGGAUUGUAUGCCAAGUUUGAGAACGGCAGUCGAAUUGUGACUCGACUUUCGGGAACAGGAUCUAGUGGAGCAACUUUGCGCUUGUACAUUGAGAAGCAUGAAUCUGAUGCUAGCAAGUAUGAGGUGGAUACACAAGAGGCCCUGAAGCCAGUGAUUGGAGUGGCAUUAGAUUUACUGUCUUUGGAAGCAUUGACGGGAAGAAAGGAGCCUACAGUAAUUACGUAA
Molecule: messenger RNA, 1665 nt
Organism: Schizosaccharomyces osmophilus
Lineage: Eukaryota; Fungi; Ascomycota; Schizosaccharomycetes; Schizosaccharomycetales; Schizosaccharomycetaceae
Gene: pgm1
Product: phosphoglucomutase Pgm1
Exons: 1
Coding region: 1-1665 (554 amino acids)
Biological process (GO): carbohydrate metabolic process
Cellular component (GO): cytosol
Molecular function (GO): phosphoglucomutase activity
Source: RefSeq, a predicted model, not a curated record